This is a messenger RNA of Penicillium oxalicum, 531 nucleotides long. Its product is annotated as cupin domain-containing protein. The transcript has a single exon. NCBI's taxonomy places the organism in Eukaryota, Fungi, Ascomycota, Eurotiomycetes, Eurotiales, Aspergillaceae. The record is from RefSeq and is a predicted model, not a curated record. The coding region runs from base 1 to 531 and encodes 176 amino acids.
AUGUCUUUCCGUCCAUCCUCCACCAUCAAGGUAACUUGUCGGCAGAUUUCGGCGUGGAAGGGCAUCCCAAACACCUCCAUUCAAGCGAAACCUCUGAUGAUAUAUCAUGGCGCCUUUGACGCCACACCCGCCGAGCUCGAACAUCGCCUGGAAGCAAUGGGGGAAGUAGUACCCCAAUGGGUCUAUACCAUGUAUAGCAAAACACAUUUCCACUCGACCACUCACGAGGUCCUGGGUGUCGUUGCAGGACAGGCGCAACUAUGCUUUGGUGGGGAGCAGAACCCGGGACGUUUCGAGCCUACAGUGCAGCAGGGUGACUUGAUCAUCGUGCCUGCGGGAGUGGGUCACCGCCUGCUGCAAGAUCUGGGUGAACAGAGAUUUCAGAUGGUCGGUUCCUAUCCUGCCGGGAAACACUGGGACAUGUGUUAUGGGGAGGCAGAGGAGUGGGACAAGGUUGAGGCGAUUCGCGAUCUGGGAUGGUUUCAACGCGAUCCUCUCUACGGUGCUUCUGGCCCCGCUUUGGAGGUCUAG